AUGUCGACGUACCUCCUUGCUAUCGCCAUCGGAGAGUUUGAGUUUCUCGAAGGUUAUACUAAAACAAACGUGAGGUUCCGAACGUAUUCACGACCGGAAGCCAUUAACAUGACUUCAUACGCCUGCAGCUGUGGCGUCGCGUGUCUAGAAUUUUUCGAGGAUUUCUUCGAUAUCAAAUAUCCUUUGCCCAAGCAAGAUAUGCUGGCACUGCCUGACUUCGCAGCUGGUGCGAUGGAAAACUGGGGACUAAUCACUUACAGAGAAAGCUCAUUGAUGUACGAUGCUAAUAUAUACCCACCAAAAGUUAGAUUCAACGUUGCAGCCACGAUAGCCCAUGAGCUGGCUCAUCAG
Ostertagia ostertagi is the source of this 351-nucleotide messenger RNA. Lineage: Eukaryota; Metazoa; Nematoda; Chromadorea; Rhabditida; Trichostrongylidae. The record is from the annotation of a GenBank genome assembly.